AUGAGACCAGUCACAGCUUCCCGUCCAUCUUUGCCACUAUGGAUGAUUGCACUGAUUGUGUUCGGAGUGUUGGCAAUCCUGGGAAUAACCAUUGGUCUCCUGGUUCAUUUUCUGGCAGUAGAAAACACGACUUACUAUUAUCAAGGUAGCUUCGAAGUGCUGGAUAUCCCAUACAACAGAAAUUAUCAAAGAGAGACAUCACCAGAAAAUAACUAUCUUAGCAAAAUUCUUGAGACUAAGAUGGUUGAUGCAUUUCAAAGUUCUAGCAUUUACAGACAAUAUAUCAAUUCUCAAGUCAUCACACUGGUUCCUCAUAACAACAGUCUAACUGCACAUAUAUGGCUGAUAUUCAAGGCUCCCAGAUCAAUGAAGGAAAACACCAGAAGAAGAAUUGAAAGUGUCUUACAUCAGAUGCUGAGAAACCACGCAGGCUCUCUGACUACAGAUCCUAAUUCUCUUAGGCUCAAGGAAAUCAGUAAGGUUGAUGCUGAAAAGAUUAUCAACAACCGCUGUGGGACACGAGCAAGGAUGUCAGCUACGUAUGAUAGAAUCAAAGGAGGUUCUAAUGCUCAGAAGGGAGAAUGGCCUUGGCAAGCAACUCUCAAAAAGAAUGGCCGACACUACUGCGGGGCAUCUUUGAUCAGUGAAAGACACCUGGUGACUGCAGCUCACUGCUUUCAAAAGACAAACAAUCCAAAAAACUAUACUGUCAGCUUUGGCACCAGAGUAAAUCCCCCUUAUAUGCAACAUCAUAUUCAACAAAUUACAGUUCAUGAAGACUACCUCCCGGGUGAACAUCAUGAUGAUAUUGCAAUUAUACAGCUCACCGAAAAAGUCUUAUUCAAGAAUGAUGUACAUCGAGUUUGUCUUCCUGAAGCCACACAGGUUUUUCCACCAGGUGAAGGAGUUGUUGUUACAGGAUGGGGAGCACUUUCAUAUAAUGGUAAAUACCCAGAGGUACUUCAGAAAGCAUCUGUGAAGAUUAUUGACACAAAUACCUGUAAUGCUCAGGAAGGAUAUUAUGGUAUGGUAUUGGACACAAUGCUAUGCGCUGGGUACUUGGAAGGAAAUAUCGAUGCCUGCCAGGGUGAUUCUGGAGGACCACUAGUUCAUCCUAAUUCUCGAAAUAUUUGGUACCUUGUUGGAAUAGUGAGCUGGGGAGAAGAAUGUGGUAAAAUCAAUAAGCCAGGUGUCUACAUGCGAGUGACUGCCUACCGCAACUGGAUCGCCUCCAAGACUGGUAUCUAAGAGAAAAGCAUCUUGUAGCAACUAUCUGAAGUCAUUUUCACCUAAGGUCACUCCCAACCUUAGUUAACAUGCAUUUUAAAUUAGUGUGUACAGUGGCUGUUUUGAAAGAACUGUGGUCCUGAGGGAGUAUUUAUGAACUUUAAUUUUAAGCAACUUACAAAACAACAAACCGAAUGUUUAGUCCAGAAAGGCCUAAGCAAAGAAAAUGCUCCUAUCAAAAAAAGGACUAUUCCUAUUUUACUAUUUCAUGAACCCACAUCAUGGCUAUCUCACCAUAGAAUAAAGCUCUUAGUUUUAGUCAUUCAGACUUUUUUCAAUCAUGAAUUUAUAUAUCCUCCCAA
Messenger RNA from Neofelis nebulosa (Clouded leopard), 1589 nucleotides. Its product is annotated as transmembrane protease serine 11B-like protein. Gene Ontology annotation, biological process: proteolysis. NCBI's taxonomy places the organism in Eukaryota, Metazoa, Chordata, Mammalia, Carnivora, Felidae. The transcript has 10 exons. Bases 1 to 1248 code for a protein of 415 amino acids. Gene Ontology annotation, molecular function: serine-type endopeptidase activity. The record is from RefSeq and is a predicted model, not a curated record. Gene Ontology annotation, cellular component: plasma membrane; extracellular region.